Hylaeus volcanicus is the source of this 4546-nucleotide messenger RNA. It is a transcript of the gene Lerp, whose product is annotated as cation-independent mannose-6-phosphate receptor. Gene Ontology annotation, cellular component: trans-Golgi network. The coding region runs from base 254 to 2779 and encodes 841 amino acids. Gene Ontology annotation, biological process: lysosomal transport. The record is from RefSeq and is a predicted model, not a curated record. NCBI's taxonomy places the organism in Eukaryota, Metazoa, Arthropoda, Insecta, Hymenoptera, Colletidae. Gene Ontology annotation, molecular function: D-mannose binding; signaling receptor activity. The transcript has 17 exons.
AUUCUUACUAGAAAUAAACAACUGUUUUUUUGUUUCAUAACUUUGUUAUUAUCGAAUUUUAUAAUACCACGUGUUAUUAAUGUUAAUCAACGAAUGACGACUUUUGGAACGCAAGGGCAGAGAUACUAAUGAAGUAUCAUCGAACAACAAUCGUUUAUUUUCGUCUACAUUCAACAACUAACGAUAUUGUUAUGCAUAUUACUACAUUAAAUAUUUACAAUGUGAUUAAUCCACGGUCGAACAAAGAAAAGAAAUGUUCGAGUUAAACAUUUUAGUAUCCUUUUAUUGCCUCGCAACUGUUGCUGUUUUCGUGGACACAUCAGUAGUAAACAACAAUUCUUUUUGCGUAAUUAAAGAUCCUGUUUUUCAAGUUUUCAAUUACAAUUUCACCAGUCUUUCGGAUCCUACAAAAGAUACUAUUUUAAAUGAUGAUUAUUUAAAUGAAACUGUGAGAAUGCAGCUAUGUAUUCCAUUGAAACAAAAAUGCAAUGGAAAGGAUGGUUAUGGAAUCUGUAUGACACGUAACAACACAGAAAUAGGAAUAGGAAAGAUACCUCCAAAAGUGAAUGUAAAAAAUGGGAGAAUACUAUUUGUAUUUACAGGGGAUAAUUGUACACAAACAGAGAACUAUACUGUAAAUAUUAUUAUGAAGUGUGAUUACGAAGCUGGAAAUAAUCCUCAUCAUGAAUUAAUUUCUCAUACAGAGGACCAAUGUCAAUUAUAUAAAGUCUGGAAGACUGCUCUUGCUUGUGCUCCUCCAACUGUACAAAAUUGUACAGUAAUAGAUAAUGGAUUCCAUUAUGAUUUAUCUCCUUUAACAAGAUAUUCAGAAAAUUAUGUUAUUCGUGUGGGUACUGAGUUGUUGCCAAAAAUUAUAUUAAACAUUUGCCACUCCGUGAUAUUUGAAUAUAAUGCCUUGUGUCAAAUGCGUUCAGGAGCUUGCUUACAAAAAAAUACUGAUUCAUCAAAACUUGGAUAUACAAAUUUGGGUGAUGUAACACACCCACCAUUUAUGGAAAAUGGUAGAUUAAAACUUGAAUAUCAAGAUGGAGAUAUGUGCACAAUGAAAAAUAUUUCUGUACCACACAUUAAAACCACCAUUUAUUUUAUGUGUGAUUUCAAUGCUGUGGAUACAAUUCCAGAGUACAUUGGGGGGAGUGAAGAGUGCCAUUACCAAAUAAUAUGGAAAACAGCAGCAGCUUGUAGCAUAGAAUCUUUGCGUAAUCAUAGUGUAAUAACUGCUGGCAAAUGUACAGUAACUAAUCCUCUUACAAAUUUUACAUAUAAUUUGCAAUCUUUAACUCACGCUGACUAUGACGUCACCGCUCAAAAUGGUAUACAGUAUAAAUUUGGAGUAUGUAAAUCGCUUGAUGACAUGAAAUGUUCCUCUGAAACAGGAGUUUGCCUUACCAAAAAUAGUACAUCUAUAGGAAAAUUUAACACAAAUUUAAUGUGGCAAGAGGGUGGACCAUAUUUAAACUAUACAGAUGGGGAUUUAUGUGAAAAUGGGCGUCAUCGUUAUACAGUUAUUGCGUUCGUAUGCGGAGCAGAAGGAGCUUCCAAUAAACCACUUGUCAUGGAACAAAGUCCUUGCCAAUUAAUUAUACAUUGGAGCACCAAUUUAGUCUGCGAAAAAAGGAUAAAAUGUGCUACAACUGACAAUGAGAUAAAUUUAAGUUCAUUGAUCAAAUCUACUGGUAAUUAUAUCGUGAAAGUGGACAAAAAUACAGAGUUUCAUAUAAAUAUAUGUCGACCAUUAGUAUCUGUCCCAGGAUUAACAUGCGCUCACGGCAGUGCAGUAUGCAAAGCAUACUUGAAUUUGGAUAACGAGUACGUAAAUGAAGUUAGUUUAGGGUUUCCAAAAGAAAGUCCGAUAUUAGACUCAAAUCGGGAAACAGUGUUACGUUAUAUAAGCGGAUCACCUUGCCCUGAGAAUCCAAAUAAAUUAAUUUCUUCAAACUUCACGUUUCCAUGUCGUUACAAUGAUAAGGGAUCUCCAGAAUUUAAAAGAUACGAAAAUUGUACUUACGUUUUCGAAUGGAAAACGAGUCUAACAUGCGGGGCUGUAAUGGGAAAUUGGGCCUCUCCUUGCAUUAUAAAAGAUCAAUUACUUUCACAAGAAUGUAACCUGUCUUUGUUACAUAAAGAUAAAAAAGUAUACCGUGUGAAAAACAAGCAAGGGAAAGAGUAUAGUAUAAGUAUAUGUGGUGAAGAAAAGUUCUGCAGUGGUUCUGCCGUGUGCCAAGGCAGCAAAGGUUAUGGAUCCUUGGCCAAUGUAAUUUUUGAUUAUGCCAGAGAUCUUAUAAAACUUCAGUACUCCAAUGGUGAUAAAUGUGUAAAUAAUUUCUAUACAUCUGAAGUGCGAUUUAUAUGUAAUAAUUCUGUGGGGAUUGGCGAACCAAAGUUAUUGUGGGAAUCGCAAUGUAGCGUAGAAUUCGAAUGGCAAACGAGUGUUACUUGCACUUGCAAAUCGAGUCCUAGCGAUCCUACCACGUCGUCAAACACCCAUGGAAACGUUGAAGAUUUUUCUUCUAGUCAUACUGGCACGGUAGCAGGUAUUGUAUUGGGAGUCAUCGUACUGGUAGCAGCGCUGCUUUAUUUUCGAGAUCCAGAUAAGCGAGCGUGUUUACGUUCCUGCUGGAAUCCAUUUUCUUCGAGAAGAGGCAGUGGGCGCGUUCAGUAUUGCAGGGUCGACACCACGGAGGAGGCAUGUCUUCUUCUCGAUGUUGAUCCUACACAGUGUCAGACGGACAGUGAUGACGAUCUGUUGAACGCAUAGUCACAUCCCGCUGUUGUUAUCUUUCUACACCUCACUUUAUCUAAGUCCAUAACUUAUACGAGAAAAAUUGAUCGAACGCAUAUAGCAUAAUUUUUGUUUCGUUUAUUAUGACCAUUGUUCGGAUCGGAUGACAUUAAUUCGAACUUUGUUAUUGCGAUUCUGUGCCAUUAAAUAUUAUAACCAUUCAUAAACAUUACAUAACUCUGAGAAAUUACUUCAGUUGAUGAUUGUUUGUUAUUCCUCAAGCUGGGCUUGUUGUGUACAGACACACAAACGAAAUUUGUCGCCUCUCGAAUGCAAAGGAUUAAAAAGUUCCUAUCUAUACUAUUCAAUCGUUUAUACGGGACAAUUAGAAAUUUAUCGACAAUUUUGAUUUUACUUUUUAUACGGGUUAAUUAAAACGAUUUACAUUGAAUACAUCGUGUCUUCCGACUCGUGAUUCAGCGAAUUUGAACUUUUUUUUAUCAUUUCCAUCAAUUUUUCUUUUAUAGUUUUCUGUAAAAGUAAUACACAGAUUUCUAUGUUUUUUUAAUAAUUUUUUUUUUUUAUUAUAUUAUACAAGCAUUCCAGUGUGUUUUCGUUUAUCACGUGACUAAAUAAAGGAAAAUGACGUCUAAUAUUUCCUAUAUUAAUUUACGAUCUAUACUACGUUAAUUUCGAACAGGUUGUCCUAUUUUUAGGUUGUCUCUUUAAUAAAUUAUUUAUCUUCAAAUUUAUUUGAUUAUUAAAGUAAAUUUUUGAAAUUGAUCAUAAAAAUGUCUUCGUUUACAACAAUCUGCUCACAUUACGUCACUUUCGAACAACUCAAACUGGGGGCUUGAAAGCUUUUUCGAAAGUGGAAAGAAAUUUUGAUCACUUUAUUUUCAUAAUAAAUUAUUUUUUUAAUUAUGUUAAUAGUGAUUAUAGCCAUAAUUUCUAAGAAAACUACAAAUGUACGCUGUGUACGAAGCUCGAAUGCUUUGUGAAAUAGCCAGAUAUAAGAUCGACUAAAUUUGUAAUGAUUUAUAUGUAAUAAUUUAACGUGUAAAUUAUUGGAUAGCAGAGUUUGGCUGUCUUGUUGUAUCCUUGUAACUAUAUAAGUAUGUAAUUUGUAAGAAUGUACUUAAUGUGUAUAUGAAACAUUUCAAAAAUUGUAAAAUCUCUAAGUAAUACACUUAUUACUUACGAAUCCUUCAACUAUGCAUUCCCUUUCCAUUUUAUAUUAGGUGUAUCUAUCGAACAAUUCCCUCUCUCGACACGUAUGAUUCGAUCAGUGGAUCAGUGGACUACCAGUGAUCGAUACUUACCUCAGUGAGUAGUAUAAAAAACUGAUCUCCCCCGCUUUUUGCCACCCUUAUUUGUACAAUCCAUCCGUCUAUUUCAAUUCAAAUUUAUCUUCGUAAAAAAGAAAGUAGCGAAGUAGAACGAAACCGACAAAAUCCAUAACGACAGCAAUUGAUUUUUAUGACGGCACUACUGUAUUGAUAUAAUACAACAAAUUUAUUUUCACAUAGUAUGUCGUUAUAAUAUGUAUAUAUAAUCUGGACAUUAAAAUUAAGAUACACGAAGGAAAAUCAUCCCUAAACGUGUCACAUCCGAUCUCAUAAUUACAAUGCUCUCUCUCUCGUUCUCGCUUUCUGUAUCACUCUGUUUCUAAUCGAUAGAAAAUAAUAACGAAAUCGCGUUAUUCUCAACAAAUUCUAUAUCCAUAAAAUGCAAAUGUGAAAUUCGAGGAAAGAAGAGUGUUCGUCGAGUUCGUCACUAAACAAAUAAAAAAAAAAAAGAAAA